This is a messenger RNA of Episyrphus balteatus (marmalade hoverfly), 3841 nucleotides long. RefSeq names its product mucin-2-like. The record is from RefSeq and is a predicted model, not a curated record. NCBI's taxonomy places the organism in Eukaryota, Metazoa, Arthropoda, Insecta, Diptera, Syrphidae. The transcript is spliced from 3 exons. The coding region runs from base 1068 to 1976 and encodes 302 amino acids.
CGGUGUCAUGUCAUCCUUCUUUAUCCAAAUCAAUUUCGGAACUCAACAAUCAACAUGGUAGGUUUUAAGUAAUGCUUCCAGCUGGAGUUUUCAUCGAUGGAUAUCGUCACAUGUGGGUCUAGGGCGCAGUUCAACAGGCGUCCGCAACAGUCUCUCGUUAACGCCCGUUAGCCCCAUGAUCAGGGGGAUUCAUACUUGGACGCCACUUUAACAAUACAACUGCCAGCUUCAGGGAAGCUGGCAACCAAACCCACGAGAUCCAUUUUUAUCUCCGCACACCUUGCCAUAACGCCAUUCACUUGAAUCGACGAGUGAACAUACGGUGUUAGCAUCAUUCACGUCAAUAGCGGCACCGCCCCUAGUGUCUGUGAACGAGCGCAUAAAUGUCCUUAACUUGUCCGUUAAGAACAAUGGGUUCCUGCAACAACGCAAAGCUAACCCGCAUGCUGGUCAGUCGCUGCCCUAAAUCAUACAUGACUGCCUAUGUAUGGUGGCAGUUAAAUUGUAUUAAUUUAACUGCCAUUUUAGUGCUUGGCACCCGCUCUUGCCACUGCCGCAGCAUAGACAGGACAGUCUUUGCUUAGCAUAAAGUGUCCUGCCGGGCUUCCCCUAAAGUCGCAAUCACGACAAUUGAUCGCAUUGCCGCAAUCCCGUUUAGACACACAGACUCCGUCUGCCUACACCUAGAGGCAAAGUGGUCCAGUCCAAGGCAGCGACUACACCACUGAACCAAACGUUUCUCUUUAACGGGAAACGAAAAGUGUUUUAUAUAACACCUCCCGUCUCCCAACAAGAAACCUCCAGCCCGAGGGGAGCACUCAAGAACAACAUUAUGUCGUCCUUCCCCAGCUUUCCAAGGAGUCGAGAGCGAAACCUCCCGUUGGAACUCCUUUGAGGUAAGCUUGCAUAAGUUCAACUUAUGCAGCUCACCCAAAAAUUCCUCGGGAGAAAUUCGUUUCUCCACACCCUGAACCACAAGGGACAUACCUUUCCUGGAUUCAGCAGAUAGACCAACCUCCUCAAGCUUUUUAUGCCCAAGGAACGUGUUCCGCUCGGCUAAAGAGGGCAUGCAGACAACAACGCCCCCCUGUUUGCCAGGGCGCACAUUAUGCACCCUGACACCCACAGCAGGCACCAGUUCAUCCACCACCCUCCUCUUUAUUUCAGCAGGGGUGUCAUUUUUCCCCCCUUUGACCACCAACGACCACGUCUCAGUUGGCUUAGUGGCUUCAACAUCAGGUAGUGAAACCUGUGUUUUCACCACCAAACCACUAGAGACCGCAGCCGACCUGUCAAUUUGGGUGAACGAAGGACGUUCAGCCACCUCUACGCCAACAGGAACACCUAAGGAUCUGGCAGGCUCACUUGGCACAGCAGUUCCCCGGAGUCCAUUUUCAGGCUUCCUAGCUAUAACAGAAGCUCCACCUUCAAUUCUCCCUCUGAGCCUCUCGUUUACGCCCGUCAGCCCCAUGAUCAAGGAUUCAUAUUUGGACGCUACAUUUACAAUACGGCUGCCAGCUUCAGGGAAACUAGCCACCAAACCCACGAGAUCAAUUCUAAUCUCUGCACAUCUUGCCAUAACGUUGGCCAGAGUCAAACUUUCAUCAAGGCUCCCACCCACACCAGACAAGUUGACAGAGCCGCCUGCAGUCACCCCCACAGAAGGGGAGAUAGCUUGUUUAUUCUUAUUGGGCUUGUCCCCAGCACCAGCUACCUUCGCAGGAGCAGCAACCCUAUCUACCUUUGGCACCGCAGCCACACCUGAAGCUCCUUUUGAAGCUCCAGAUGGAGGCAACACCACCUUAGAGGCAACCAAGGGCACCGAUCCCCCGAAACCAGCUGUCACCACAGGCUCAUCCAUAAGGUUAACAAGAACACCCAUCUUCUGUGCGGGCAACCCGCCAGCAAUAUCCCCCAAAGUAGAAGAAGGAGGAGGAGAAAUCUCCACAAUAUACUUCUUCUUUUUGUCUAAUUAAUCCGAGGCCCCCGACGAGUUAGCCUUAGCUACCUCGCGGACAUUCCUCUUCCUACGACUCUUUACUAAAGUAAAGUCAUCAGUCUCCAUGGCAGAAUCAUCCACCAUAGAAGACUCAGAAACAAUUCUUUUCUUAACCUUCUUAUGCUUCUUCUUGUUAGGGUUCUUCAUAUCAACCCUACCUUCAGAAUCCUUCAUCAGGAAGCUUUCCUUCAUUUGGGGCUUAAUAAAAAACCCCAUCCUCACUCUCACAAUCGGAGGUGAGCCCUAUAAGCUUGUCCGCAGACAUCACUUAUCUAACACCACUUGAAAAAAUAAUUUUCAAAAGUGGCAAUCGUGAAACAAAAUUUUGCCUCAGUUGGCAAUAAUAUAUCGAAAAAAUUUUUGAAAAUUUUUUCAAAAAAUUUUACCCCAGUUGGCAAUUAUGGUCAACAAUGAAAAUAAUAUUUUGCCAAGGGUAUCAACAAUGGUGGCAAUAUUAAAAAAUAUUGCCUAACCAAGGUCGGCCAAUCAAAAAUUCUUCGAAGAGUGGCGAAAAUUUUCAAAUGAUUGAAAAAAUAUUUAUUAACGAAUGAAAAUUAGUUUUGUAAAAAAAAGAGAGUAAAUGAAAUUAAAAAAUAUUAAUAACAAAUGAGAAUUAAGUUUAUAUAAAAAUGAAAAAUGAAAUACAACAACCCACGCGAUUGGUGGGUUGGAAAAUUUAAAAAUAAAGAAAUAAGAUAAGAGAACCAAUUAAAAUUAAUGUUAUAAAAUAAGAGAAAAAAUAAGAGAAAAGAAUAUAAGAACUCACGUGAUUGGUGGAUACCAAAGUAAACCACCAAAAAAUCACUCGAUUAAACUAAAUUAAAAGAAAAUUAAAUUAAAUUUAUCAAGAAAAAUCGCACAAAUCUAUCAUAAAUCAAUAAGUAAUCAAAAUCGUAAAACCUUUAUCGAACAAGCCAAAUCAACCGAAUCAAAAACCGAAUCAAAACACUACUAUUUCUUCAAAAAUCAAAAAAUCCGCACCACAAUCAAAAAACACGUCCGUUCACUACAGAGCUACUAAGUCGAGUGAGUAAAUAGGGACAGUAGGAAUCUCGUUAAUCCAUUCAUGCGCGUCACUAAUUAGAUGACGAGGCAUUUGGCUAGAAAUAAUUUAGACUGGUCAGCCAGGACAGUCUUUUAUUUUUUCAGAUCUAUGACAUUAAAAAAUAAUAAAUUUCAUUUUACAAUUCAUUUACAUUUCAAAUAAUAUCAUGCACUAAAUAUACUACUUAAAUUGUUACAUUGUAUUUCAUAUAUUUCAUGUUGAUCGUUGACUGAGAGAUGAUCGCUGGUGUCUUUUUCUACUAAAUUGAAUGGUAGUAGUACCCUCGUUAAUGGAACGCAUCAGAUGAUUUGUUCAAUUAUAUGGCAAAAUGGAUAGCAUAUUACUGGGUGUUUCGUUGGUGUGGAGGCCUUGUUCUCCACACAAAUUUCAUAAAGUCUCGGUGAGACGUGCAACUACCGCGGAUGGUGGUAGUAAUUAUAUCGUUAGCAGUGAUUUUUGGUAAACGCAGAUGAUGUUUGAGGUAAUUAUUGCGCUUGCAAUAAUUGAUGCCUCUGGCGCCAACAAUGAGUGGCAGUACAUGUAUGUUAUGAGAGGGAAAACGUUGUUGGAUGGCAUCAAUGAAUGUCGCUGUGCUGUAAAUUGCGACCUUAUUGUUGUAUUGGAAGUCCAGACUGAGUGGACCUUCCCAGUUCACACCGAUAUCUGAGAUGAUGAGGGUGUUGUUUUUCAUUAGUAUUAAGUCGGGUUUCUUUAAAAUGCCGUCACUACAGCGGAUGUUGGGUUCGAGCAUGUAUGUCCAUCCACGACGAGCAACGAAGGUGGUGAUUCGUUUAAUG